Medioppia subpectinata is the source of this 507-nucleotide messenger RNA. Lineage: Eukaryota; Metazoa; Arthropoda; Arachnida; Sarcoptiformes; Oppiidae. The record is from the annotation of a GenBank genome assembly.
AAUUCAUUGUAUUUUUAUCAAUCGUUUUAAUAUUUGUAAUAAUAAUCACCGAAAACAAUGUCCAUCGCAUCGGAGGAAGACUUCUACGACAUCGAGAAUGUGGACCAAUUCGUCGACAUUAUCUCCCAAUUGGCCGACAGAUAUCAGCCGCCAUUGGAUCUCAUAUUCAACUACUUAUCGGCGCCCGACUUAUGCCGUAUGGCUUGCGUUAGCCAACGCUGGAAACGCAUUGUCUGCACCGACUCCGCCGCCAAUCACCGACGGACCCGAUAUCUGAAACGUCUGCGAAGACAACGCAAAAGUGUUGGACAGGAGAAUUGGCCAAUCAAAGGACGCACACCUGCGGCCACCCGUUCCCGGACAGCCUUAUCUGAUAUCCACAAUAUGUACCGAACUGUCAAACCGACCAAAAAGACAUUACAAUCUUCUCUCACAAACACUACCACUAUAUCGACGCCUAACACACGGCAGAGCCAACGGCUAAGAGAUAUGGGCUUAAGAGCCAUG